This is a messenger RNA of Tyto alba (common barn owl), 495 nucleotides long. It is a transcript of the gene INSL5, whose product is annotated as insulin like 5. The record is from RefSeq and is a predicted model, not a curated record. The coding region runs from base 16 to 426 and encodes 136 amino acids. Lineage: Eukaryota; Metazoa; Chordata; Aves; Strigiformes; Tytonidae. Gene Ontology annotation, molecular function: hormone activity. The transcript has 2 exons. Gene Ontology annotation, cellular component: extracellular region.
CGGGGUGCCCACAGAAUGAGGGGUGCAGUGCUGGCGCUGGCCUUGCUCGCUGGCCUGGCCGCGGCCCGGGCGGCGAGAGGCGAAGGCAACGCCGUGAAGCUCUGCGGGAGAGACUUCAUCAGAGCCGUCGUCUUCACCUGCGGCGGCUCCCGGUGGAAGAGGCACUCGACUGAUGGUCGCUACCUGUUUGAAAAUCCCCUGCCCUUCUCACAAGAGAACAACGGUUAUGCCGACUCCUUGCCAUACACAGACCAGAGGCUGGAGAGUGACAGCGAAGAAAUCCACAACAUCAAGCCCGAGAUGGAGCGAGACCAGCAACGCACCGGGAAAAUGUCUAUGCUAAAAAAGCGCGAAGUAGCCAAGCUGCUCACCACAUCCUGCUGCAGCAUCGGCUGCACUGAGAGGGAGAUCAGUUCCCUCUGCUAAAAUGCAGCAGGUGCUGAUGAGGUUCAGUGUCACAGCCUUUGUGUAUUAAAGUAAUCAUGACCACACCUA